Messenger RNA from Westerdykella ornata, 539 nucleotides. RefSeq lists its product as uncharacterized. Gene Ontology annotation, biological process: cellular heat acclimation. Gene Ontology annotation, cellular component: cytosol; nucleus. The transcript is spliced from 3 exons. NCBI's taxonomy places the organism in Eukaryota, Fungi, Ascomycota, Dothideomycetes, Pleosporales, Sporormiaceae. The coding region runs from base 153 to 404 and encodes 83 amino acids. Gene Ontology annotation, molecular function: transcription corepressor activity. The record is from RefSeq and is a predicted model, not a curated record.
CGUAUACACCGACCGACAACUUCCAGGUCAAGAUAUCUAGUUGAACUGUUCAAUUACUUGUAUACAACAAUCUAAACAUCUGUCCCGGAGAGCUCUUCGCGGGGUUGAGAAACAAUCCACGCCGCAAGAAUCAGUCAUCCCCCGCAUUCAACAUGUCGAAUUCAAAUUCCACAUCCCCACCUAGAGAUGUACCCUCUCCGUCAAGCUCCUCCGCCGACCCCGAUGCCGCGAGAGCCGAGCUGGUGGCGGCUGUGGACGAAAUGCUGAACCAGUUGACGACGAAGUUCAGCAGUGUGAGCAGCGAGUUGCUUGCUAAGAUGGAUGACAUGUCUCGACGGCUUGACAAUCUCGAAGCCACCAUACAGACUGCAGAGGGUGCAAAGGGGUCAGGGUCUGGAAAGUAGAGCAGCGUCUGUCUGGGCAAUGGACAGAAAAUAGUUUCGGUUUUUGGAGCAUCAAGUGCUCCUAUUUUUGCGGGGCGUUCUGGGGUUCACUGUCACGACAUAACAUAAUUGAAUAUCCUCUGCAUGCAAUCAUGU